Dibothriocephalus latus is the source of this 993-nucleotide messenger RNA. Lineage: Eukaryota; Metazoa; Platyhelminthes; Cestoda; Diphyllobothriidea; Diphyllobothriidae. The record is from the annotation of a GenBank genome assembly.
AUGGAGAAAAUCAACUUGGAGCGCAGAAAGUCCUGCCGAAAAGUGGAGAUGGAACAGGAGGCACUGUGUCAGCAAUUUUUCGACAUUGCUGGCAACCCUACGGCUGAAAUGGAGGAAGGCGAAGAGGAACAAGCAGUCACAGAGAGUCCAUCUGAACUCAACCGCAAAAUCUCUGACCGGUUCGAUAUCCGAAAGAUGUCAGCGCAAAUUAAUCGCUCGAAGACAACUGAUAUGACCUCCACCCUUAGUAAGACGCCCACGAGGCAAGGCAUUUCUGAUAAAGGCGAACUUUGUAGCAUCAAUUCUGCCUCAAAUCGCAGUCUGGAGACUGUCGGUUCAUCUCAUAGUGGCCAUUUACACUCCUUCACCAAAAGCCCAUCCUUCUCUUCUUUGCCACCAGACGAGGAGAAGCUGAGGUUUCGUUUCAGUCAGAGCGACCUUGCCCAGGCUGCCUCCACGGAACGUAUCAGACGUGCUGUUUCCCUCAAAUGUCGUCGCAGACCUACAGUCAGUACGCUGCAUCCGCUUUCUGAUAUGCCAUUGCCCCCCUCCUCCCUCAGCCCGAAAACAUCAACGUACUCUGCAGCCGGUGGCCCAAAAUCGACGGCCAACAACAUGUAUCUGUUCAGGAGGCUGUCGUUCAACAAAAAAGCCCAAAUGCGCGAACAGCGUUCCUCCUCCACGACGCAGAUUCGGAACAGUUUAAGCAACCUGCUCGAGACGUCUGCCUCGGAUACAGGCCCCCUUUCACCGCCUGCGCAGGAUCUGCCGGAAUGGCAAAUGGCACUGGCCCAGAAACGCCGGGAGAGACUGGCCCAACUACAGGCCUAUCGUGAACACGGUUGCUGGAAUACUAGUACACAGGCGGUUGCUGCGCUCCUCUCAGGCUGUCCCUUCAGCCCGGUGCCAGCAGGUAGCUCGGUUCUUUCGCAUGCCAGCGAACUCUCAACUGAACAACAGAAGGCAGAGGAGGGAGAGAAUGAGUUGGAGUAG